This is a messenger RNA of Ambispora gerdemannii, 252 nucleotides long. Lineage: Eukaryota; Fungi; Glomeromycota; Glomeromycetes; Archaeosporales; Ambisporaceae. The record is from the annotation of a GenBank genome assembly.
AUGGCAGAAGCCAGAAUCUCCGUUAAAGAUCGCAUAUUGCACUUUGAUAUAUUAUAUUGUGUAAUCGAAGGAUAUUUGAAAAGAUUAAAUGUAUUCGUAAAAAAUUUGUUCAAUCUAACACCGGAUACCUUUGGCAGGACGGCAGCAAGCCAACAGUUGAAUUCUAAUUCAGUUUCUAGUAAUGAUGAUUGCGAUGAGUUAAUCAAACGUCGAAAAUUUGAUUCAAUAAUUGCUAAUGCCGUUGGUAAAUGA